This is a messenger RNA of Budorcas taxicolor (takin), 987 nucleotides long. It is a transcript of the gene SLC16A4, whose product is annotated as solute carrier family 16 member 4. The coding region runs from base 1 to 987 and encodes 328 amino acids. The transcript is spliced from 7 exons. NCBI's taxonomy places the organism in Eukaryota, Metazoa, Chordata, Mammalia, Artiodactyla, Bovidae. The record is from RefSeq and is a predicted model, not a curated record. Gene Ontology annotation, biological process: monocarboxylic acid transport; transmembrane transport. Gene Ontology annotation, molecular function: monocarboxylic acid transmembrane transporter activity.
AUGCUGAAGAGGAAGUUUCAACCUUACAAGAAAACCCUGGAUGGAGGUUGGGGAUGGAUGGUCGUAUUUCAUUUCUUCCUGGUAAAUGUAUUUGUGAUGGGGAUGACCAAGACUUUUGCAAUUUUCUUUGUGGUUUUUCAAGAAGAGUUUGAAGGCACCUCAGAGCAAACUGGUUGGAUUGGAUCCAUCAUGUCAUCACUUCGUUUUUUUGCAGGUCCCCUAGUUGCUGUUAUUUGUGAUAUAACUGGAGAGAAAACUGCCUCCGGUCUUGGGGCUUUCCUUGUUGCUGGUGGAUAUCUGAUCAGCAGCUGGGCUACAAGCAUUCCCUUUCUUUGUGUGACUAUGGGACUUUUACCUGGUUUGGGCUCUGCUUUCUUGUACCAAGUUGCUGCUGUGGUCACUACCAAAUACUUCAAAAAACGAUUAGCUCUUUCUACAGCUAUUGCCCGUUCAGGGAUGGGACUGACAUUUCUGUUGGCACCCUUUACGAAAGUCCUGAUAGAUCUGUAUGACUGGACAGGUAUCAUUGAAACAGUCAGUCAGAUUAUCUCUGGAUGGGUUGCUGAUCAAAACUGGAUCAAGAAGUAUCAUUACCACAAGUCUUACCUCAUCCUCUGUGGCGUCACUAACCUGCUUGCUCCUUUAGCCACCACAUUUCCAUUACUUAUGACCUAUACCAUCUCCUUUGCUGUCUUUUCCGGUGGUUACCUGGCAUUGAUACUUCCUGUACUGGUUGAUCUGUCUGGGAAUUCUACAGUACACAGCUUUUUGGGACUUGCAAGUUUCUUUGCUGGGAUGGCUGUCCUUUCUGGACCACCUUUAGCAGGCUGGUUAUAUGAUUAUACCCAGACAUACACCGGCUCCUACUACUUCUCGGGAGCAUGCUAUCUCCUCUCUUCAGUUUCCCUUUUCUUCGUACCAUUGGCUGAAAGAUGGAAAAACAGUGUGACGACAAAGAGAGAAGACUGCAGUCAAGUGAGAGGCUAA